AUAUAUUCAGUAGAUUCUCUCGAGACCACAGUAGACCUCACGAAUAGGGGUGAUACUUACAGAACGCCCACCUAUACCUCAUUUUCGUCUUGGAGCACGGAGACGCGAGAGGUUCGCAGGAUAAGGAUGAACUCAUUGUCAGUAUCGGUGUUAAAGCAGCUGGUUUUGUUCUCAGCUCUGGAUGCAAUAGAUAAUUGCUGCGCUCGCGUGGACCGCACACUGACUGCUGUGAGGAACUGUAAUGUUUCGUUCCCAAAGAGCUGUUAUUAUCAGUUCUGACCUGUGAUUUAGGAUGCCGAGGUUCCAGUUUUUAAACAGUACUAGUAUGCCAAAUCAUAAUUAUGAAUGGAGCUACGAAUACUACGACGACGAAGAGCCCGUGUCUUUUGAAGGACUCAAAGCACAUCGAUAUUCCAUUGUGAUUGGCUUCUGGGUGGGUCUUGCAGUUUUUGUCAUAUUUAUGUUUUUUGUUCUGACUCUUCUGACCAAAACAGGAGCCCCACACCCAGAGGCCGCGGAGCCUUACGAGAAACGGAUGCGUCUCACCAGUUGCGCCGAGGGUCUGGGGCGCCAACGUGAGGCGGACACCCGAACGGGUCUCUCCCGCCCAUUGCUGGAGGAGUCCCGGUCUCUUUUUCACUGUUAUAUUAAUGAAGAAGAGCGAGAUGGAGGCCGGGCAACGAGCAACGCUGGCGGUGCCGCCCACGGACGUACGGGCAGCGGCAACUCAAGAGGACAGGUGGAAGCGGUCGGCCUUGUCGUCCAAAGCAUGGGUAUGGAGACCAGGGAGGAACGAGAGGCGGCGCUCCUGGUGCAUUUCAAUAUCCCCAACUUUGUGAACUCAGAAUUGAGCUCCGCACUUGGAGACGAAGAUUUACUAUUGGGCGAUCCACCGAUCAUAAUGGAGGAGGCCCGUCCGCGCUGCACCCAUCACAUCAUUGACUAAACCACCAGUUUGAAGAUGGUUAGAUGCCUUUAGUUACUCAUUAUGGCUCCAUCACUCUCCUCAACUCAGUCUAUUAUCUCUGAAAGUGGAGAGUGAUGGGUUUCACUUCAAAAGUGGAGCUUUUGAAGAGUGAGAUUUAAGGCUGAACUAUUUUCUGACAUCUGGGGUCUACAGUGAGGCACGGCAUCAGCCUAAAAGAUGAAAAAGAUUGAAUGGCACGAAUGGGACUUUGCGAAUGUGCUCUCGACAGCAUGUUCAAAGACUGUUGGGGAGCCUAUGAUUAGAUAUGAAGUGAUAUUUAAAGAAAACAGGUUUUCUGGUUGUAGGAAGACAUUCCAGCAGAUUGCAAUGCCUUAUUGGUUCAUACUUCAUUCCUAUUAUCAGCAUUAUUUCAAAAAAUCUCUUUAUGUGCAGUAGGAAGACGUUGAUGCAGCAUUGUACUUGUGUAGCCUAAUGACAAAAUUGCAGCAAUUUGGGAUCGCACUGCCUGGUUCUCUGGGUUUGUUGUGUGAGCAAAUGCCUGAGUAGAAAAUAGCUCGCUAUCAGCACCUGUCAGCUGAAUCACUGGCUUUCUGCAGAAUAUCUGCAGUAUACUUGCAUACUAACUCUCUGUAAUUGUCUGAAUACAGCUGCCUGAGCUGCUGGAGCAAUUCAAUACUUCAGUUCUGUCUCUUGUUUUAUUGAACACCUAUAUGCCAAUAAAAUUCAGAGCAAA
Messenger RNA from Megalobrama amblycephala (Wuchang bream), 1661 nucleotides. It is a transcript of the gene mrap2a, whose product is annotated as melanocortin 2 receptor accessory protein 2a. Gene Ontology annotation, molecular function: type 3 melanocortin receptor binding; type 4 melanocortin receptor binding; type 1 melanocortin receptor binding. NCBI's taxonomy places the organism in Eukaryota, Metazoa, Chordata, Actinopteri, Cypriniformes, Xenocyprididae. The coding region runs from base 293 to 946 and encodes 217 amino acids. Gene Ontology annotation, cellular component: plasma membrane; endoplasmic reticulum. The record is from RefSeq and is a predicted model, not a curated record. The transcript has 3 exons. Gene Ontology annotation, biological process: protein localization to plasma membrane; regulation of adenylate cyclase-activating G protein-coupled receptor signaling pathway.